This is a messenger RNA of Verticillium nonalfalfae, 1326 nucleotides long. RefSeq names its product Methionine aminopeptidase 2 (gene MAP2). The record is from RefSeq and is a predicted model, not a curated record. Gene Ontology annotation, biological process: proteolysis. The coding region runs from base 1 to 1326 and encodes 441 amino acids. The transcript has 4 exons. Gene Ontology annotation, molecular function: metalloaminopeptidase activity. NCBI's taxonomy places the organism in Eukaryota, Fungi, Ascomycota, Sordariomycetes, Glomerellales, Plectosphaerellaceae.
AUGGCUGCCCAAGCUCCCACCGAAGCUCUCAAGGAGCUCCAAGUGGGCGAGGCCGCCACCACAAACGGCAAGGAAGCGCCGGACGGCAAUGCGGUAGACAACGACAGCGACGACUCGGAGGACGAGGGCGCUGCGGCCCCCGAUGCCGCCGGCGGUGAGGGUGCCGCUAAGAAGAAGAAAAAGAAGAAGAAGAACAAGAAGAAGAAGAAGGCGCCGACCGCCCAGUCCGACCCACCCCGUGUCCUCAUGUCGCAGCUCUUCCCGCAGAAGAACUACCCCGUCGGCGAGGAGUGCGAGUACCUAAACGAGAACGCCUACCGGACGACGGACGAGGAGAAGCGCCACCUGGACAACCUCAACUCUGACUUCCUGACCGACUACCGCGAGGCGGCUGAGAUCCAUCGCCAGGUCCGCCAGUGGGCCCAGAAGAACAUUAAGCCCGGUCAGGGACUGACCGAGAUCGCCGAGGGCAUCGAGGACGGCGUGCGCGCGCUCACGGGCCACUGGGGUCUCGAAGAGGGCGACGCGCUGAAGGGCGGCAUGGGCUUCCCGACCGGUCUGAGCAUCAACCACUGCGCCGCACACUACACACCGAACCUCGGCAACAAGAUGGUCCUGCAGCAGGAGGACGUCAUGAAGGUCGACUUUGGCGUGCACGUCAACGGACGCAUCGUCGACAGCGCCUUCACGCUGGCGUUCGAGCCCAAGUACGACAACCUGCUCACAGCCGUCCGUGAGGCGACAAACGCCGGUGUCAAGGAGGCGGGCAUCGACGUGCGGGUGGGUGACAUUGGAGGCGUCAUCCAGGAGGUCAUGGAGAGCUACGAAGUUGAGAUUGACGGCACAACGUACCCCGUCAAGUCGAUCCGCAACCUCAACGGCCACACGAUUGAGCGGUGGAGCAUUCACGGCGCCAAGAGCGUGCCCAUUGUAAAGAGCAACGACACGACCAAGAUGGAGGAAGGCGACGUGUUCGCCGUGGAGACAUUCGGCAGCACUGGCAACGGCUACGUCCGGGACGACAUGGAGGUCUCGCAUUAUGCCAAGCGCGGCGACUCCAAUGUGCCGCUGCGCCUGGAUUCGGCCAAGAGGCUGCUGAACGUGAUCAACAAGAACUUUGGCACGCUACCGUUCUGCCGGCGAUAUCUGGAUCGUCUGGGGCAGGAAAAGUAUCUUCUAGGUUUGAACAACCUGGUGAGCGCCGGAAUUGUCGAGGCAUACCCGCCACUGGUGGACAAGAAGGGCUCCUACACGGCGCAAUUCGAACACACGAUCCUGAUUCGGCCUACGGUGAAGGAGGUGAUCAGCAGAGGAGAGGACUACUAG